Molecule: messenger RNA, 973 nt
Organism: Mangifera indica (mango)
Lineage: Eukaryota; Viridiplantae; Streptophyta; Magnoliopsida; Sapindales; Anacardiaceae
Product: probable WRKY transcription factor 12
Exons: 4
Coding region: 217-834 (205 amino acids)
Biological process (GO): regulation of DNA-templated transcription
Molecular function (GO): DNA-binding transcription factor activity; sequence-specific DNA binding
Source: RefSeq, a predicted model, not a curated record
GAAAUAUUCCUUUGAGUUUCAGCGUAUACAAGUUGACCUGACCAGACCACCCAAAAACAACACUUCUCUUAACACAAACCAAAACAAAAACUGGAUGUACGAUCACAUGCACCUGUUCCCCUCUAGCUACUAAUAAUAAAAUCCCUUCAAAAACCAACAUAAAUUUAACUGCCCAACUCACCUUCUUUACCUAGUUAAUUAGGGUAUUCAAUUAUUAUGGAAGGAGAAAGAUCAGCACUACCAAACUACGACCUACAAGUUUCUUUCACUACGCCGCAACCCAUCCAUGAAAUGGGAUUUGUUCAGUUUGAAGAAAACCAGGUUUUGAGUUUCUUGGCCCCAGCAGCUUCCAACUCUCAAUCACAAUCUCAGCCUCUUAAUACUACCAACUCUACUACUGCUACUACUACUACUGCCAUAGGGUUUAUUCAUAACGACCAGGUAGGGCCUUUAGAUCCCAAGGCUGUUAAUGACGAGAAUUGCACCGGUAACGAUGCCAACAAUUCAUGGUGGAGAAGCUCAUCCUCUGAGAAGGGCAAGGUUAAAGUUAGAAGAAAGCUUAGAGAACCAAGGUUCUGUUUCCAAACAAGGAGCGAUGUAGACGUGCUAGAUGAUGGUUACAAAUGGAGAAAAUAUGGUCAGAAAGUUGUCAAAAACAGCCUUCACCCACGAAGUUAUUAUCGGUGCACGCACAAUAACUGUCGAGUGAAGAAGAGGGUUGAACGACUUUCAGAGGAUUGUCGAAUGGUGAUAACAACUUAUGAAGGUAGACACAAUCACUCUCCUUGCGAUGACUCAAAUUCAUCUGAACAUGAAUGCUAUACUUCUUUUUAAUUAGUAAUUGUCAGCCAUCGUAUCCAUGAUUGUUCUUUUGAAGGUUUCUUGUAUUUUAUAUUCUAAGUUUGAUCAUAAGAACUCUAGAUCUGUUAAUGCUAUAUGGUUAAUUAGUAAUAAUAGAUCAGUAUCUAUCGUA